This is a messenger RNA of Bipolaris sorokiniana ND90Pr, 374 nucleotides long. RefSeq lists its product as uncharacterized. The record is from RefSeq and is a predicted model, not a curated record. The coding region runs from base 113 to 337 and encodes 74 amino acids. NCBI's taxonomy places the organism in Eukaryota, Fungi, Ascomycota, Dothideomycetes, Pleosporales, Pleosporaceae. The transcript has a single exon.
CUUCUUGGUUUUUCUGCCCUAACAUACCGUACUCCUCCAUUAGAUUUGAUUGAGUGGGCGGACCCUUUGAAUUGAAACUUUUUUCUGCGCUUUUGAACCGUUUCGAGGCGAGAUGAUGGAUGUAGGAAGAAAAAAGUGUUUCUCCCCUAACCGUAUGGCAUACCUUGAUGGUGAAGAAACAGUAGCCGUAUUAACUCCACGCUCUCUGGGUUCUCAUCCAAGCAACAGUCUCCGAGUUCUUUUUAUGUUAGGUGAGGAGGAGUUGGACAAGGAGGUGAGAAAAGUUGUUUUUCUCGUUCCUUUCCUGCUUCUUCUCCUUUUCAAUCCAAGCUUGUGAUUCCAAGAGCCAUACUUCUCUCUUUCUCCACUCUGUG